This is a messenger RNA of Penicillium cinerascens, 1953 nucleotides long. RefSeq names its product non-hemolytic phospholipase C precursor. The transcript is spliced from 7 exons. The record is from RefSeq and is a predicted model, not a curated record. Lineage: Eukaryota; Fungi; Ascomycota; Eurotiomycetes; Eurotiales; Aspergillaceae. Bases 1 to 1953 code for a protein of 650 amino acids. Gene Ontology annotation, molecular function: hydrolase activity, acting on ester bonds.
AUGCGUACCGCCAACUCCUGCCUGGUAGUUGUGGCUGCGGCCACCGCCGUGUCGGCCGCAUCUCUUAAGGAUGUCAAGCACCUUGUCUUCUUCAUGCAGGAAAACAGAGCGUUUGACCAUUAUUUCGGCACAAUGGCCGGUGUACGCGGUUUCGCCGAUCCCAAUGUGCCAAUCACAGAAAAUGGCUACACGACCUUCCAGCAGCCCGUCAAUCCGCCCGUGAACGGCAGCUCCAUCCUACAGCCUUGGUAUAUAAACUAUGCUGGUGGCAUAUACCCCGAUGCAACGAUGUGCAUGGAUGCCGGUAGCAAUGGCUGGGUUGCCAUGCACGAGGCCUGGUCUAAUGGCGCUUACAACAACUGGGCCAAUGCCGAUUCCCUAUAUAGCAUGGCUUACUUUACUCGCAAGGAAAUACCCACCCAUUUCGACAUCAUGGACAGCUUUACUAUCCUGGACAUGAGCCACCAGAGCAUCCUGGGACCGACUGACCCGAACCGUUGUAUGUGGCUGACCGGCUCAGUCAACUCGCCUGGGUCGCCGUCGAACCCGAACAGCGACGGUGGAGCCAUGCUGGACAACACUGCCACGCCAGGCUGUGAUAUUACAUCCCCAGUCAAGGCCAACUGCUUCCCCUUCACGUGGAAGACAUUCCCCGAGUAUCUCCAGGACGCCGGUGUCUCGUGGCAAUUGUACCAAGACGAGGACAACUUCGAGGACAAUCCACUUGCAUACUUUGAGCAGUACCAGAAGGCAGCAAAUGGCUCUGCACUUCGGGAGAAAGGAGACUCAUACCUCGGUCUGCAGGCGUUCUACAAGGCGGCUGCUGAGGGCACUCUGCCGUCGAUCAGCUACAUUGUUGGUCCUCAAGAGUUGUCCGAGCACCCUCCUAACCGUCCCGUGGAUGGUGGCUGGCUCCAGCAGCAGGUUGUAAAUGCCGUGGUAGACAGCCCUCUCUACAACGAGACCGUUUUAGUCAUCAGCUACGAUGAGCAGGGAGGCUGGUUCGACCAUGUGCCGCCUGUCGUUGCCCCGAAAGGAACUCCUGGUGAAUGGCUUAUUGACCCGUACUCGUCCUCUGACCACGAUAACUACACUGCUCUCGGUCCCGGUCCCCGUGUUCCGCGUGUCAUCGUGUCGCCGUAUACCGCUGGUGGUAACGUCUUCACUGAGUUAACCGACCACACCUCCGAGAUUAUGUUUGCCGAGGCGUGGGCAGCUGCUCAUGGCUACAAGGGUGUUUACAGCCAGGAGAUCACACCGUGGCGUCGCGCCACCAUGUCCAACCUGGUGAACGCCUUUGAUUUCGAGAACCCCAACUUCGCCAAUCCCUCUAUUAAUCAGGCCACCAAGCCACCCAUGCUCCCCAACGAGCCCUCUGACUAUAGUGGAGAUAUUGCUGAGCUUGGAUCUCUAACUGGACCUUGGGCCCAGCCAUCGCUGUGCUUGUCUGAGUACCCCGACAAUCAGCCAGCCGUUCCUUUCGGGUCGGCAAACGCCAACCAGAACAUGAGCCUCCUUGUCGAGGAGGGCUUCAAGCAGGUUCGCGGUCAGCUGUCUGAGGGUCGCUACUUGGUUUUCGAGAUCUCCGGGUUUGCCCUGACAAAUGUCCGUGGCAAGAUCGUCGACCUGUCGCCCGCCACUGCCGCUCACGAGGACAUCCGCCAGCGCUGGGUCAUCCACGCUGCUGAUGACGCUCCUAUUCCCACCAGUUUCUACAUCCAGUCUGCGCUGGACAAGACCUACCUCGGUGCCGACCCACUGGGCUCGCUUGUCAAGAAUGUCAAGGACGCACAGGCCUUCACCUUCGAGUACCAGCCCAAUGGUGCCACCUAUACCGUACAGCUUAGUGGCCAAAGCAACAGAUGGGUCAGUUUCCUCGAGGUCAAUUCGUCCCUCGCCUGGAAGGAUGCCGGUGCUGGCAAUUUCAAAAUUUUCAGUGUUGCCUAUCACUAA